This is a messenger RNA of Spirometra erinaceieuropaei, 2502 nucleotides long. Lineage: Eukaryota; Metazoa; Platyhelminthes; Cestoda; Diphyllobothriidea; Diphyllobothriidae. The record is from the annotation of a GenBank genome assembly.
AUGGACCUCUACUCUGCCGCCUGCGAAAACUUCGGUCUGGUCACUAAAAAGCAGAAGACAAAGGACGUGCAUCAACCGACAAACAACACAGCAACUCCAUACAACGCGCCGCAAAUCAGCGUAAAUGGAACCCAAAUGCAGGCGGUGGACAAAUUCCACCACCUGGGCAGAACCCUCUCCCACAGCACGAAAAUUGACGAUGAAGUCGCCCGCCGGAUUUCGAAGGCCAGUCAAGACUUCGGCCAUCUCCAAAGCAUAGUUUGGAAUCGCGACGGUCAUCAGCUCAGCAUGAAACUGAAGAUGUACAAAGCAGUCAUCAUCCCGACGCUGCAGUAUGGAGCAGAGACUUGGAUGGUGUACACAAAGCAGGCACGCACACUGAACCAAUUCCACCUCAGUUGCGUUCGUCGCAUCCUGAGGCUGAGCUGGCAGCAUCGAAUCCCCGACAUUGUGCACCCAGCACCAACAUCACCUCCUCCGUAGCCGACACCGAUACCGCCGUCUUCUCAUGCCCACACUGUCCCCGCCCAUUCUCCUCUCGUAUCGGACUGGCCGGUCACUUGCGUAUUCAUCGCACAGAGACUGGCGAACCAGUGCCUGGAGCACCCAUCUACACCCACCGCAAUCGCCUCCACUGCCUACAUUGCCCUCGUACUUUCACGCAUCGCAUGGGCCUAUUCGGCCACAUGCGCAUCCACGACGACCUGCGGUAGACAACCGCCGGCUACACUACACCAGAACACCCUCCCUCCCUGCCUCCACCACCACCCCACCACCCCACCGCACAUCAACACUCACCCAAAAGCAAGCACCCAACUGCCACCUACCACGCAAGUGGGAAGUGCGCAUCUCGACUCGGUUCCCCGCGGCUUCGGCUGCACGGGCGCCUUGAGUCUGAGACUAUCCUGACAAGUGAAGCGUCGUGGAUAGGAAGGCUGCUGAUUGACGUCCCCACUCGGUCCACGAAGUCUUCCCGUUGUGUGUGUUGUGUGGAGUGGCGGACUGGUGGGAUGGGAGACGGGCUGAAAUAGCACCUUCCACGACCCUCUCACGCAAGUGAGAGACAGGUCGUUCAACCUCGUGUGAAAUCCUGGUGUAUGUGUGUCUGGGGGGCCAGGUCGUGCACGUGGCGCACGCAGGUAUGGUCAGUCGACCGUGUCAGCCACCGCGCCCAUUCCCCACUCCAGUCUGCCGACCGGCUCGGACAGUGGCUAGGGUGUGGGAAUGGGAACGGAGAGUGAGGUCGACGACUCAGCGCACUUUCUCCUCACUAUAAACAAUCUGACGCGCUUGUAACUAUCACUGUGCGCUAGAAGCGGUGGCUUGGGAGGUUGCCAACUUAGGAAUAACUUGGACCUCUUAUACUGGAGGUCUGAGAGUCAGGCUUCAAUGUUUCCUUCUUAAUGUGGCCUCUAUGCCACUCCGGCUGUGGGAGAUCCGAGCCAGGCGUUGGCGGCACGUCUAGGUGCGACUUCUGCCGUGCCAAUCUCCACUCUCUGUUGUGUUGGCGAAAAUCCUGGUUAUUUGUUUGUGGACCAGGGGGUGUGGUGGAGCGCCAAGGCGAGGAUCCGUCCGAACCAUCCAUCUGAAACCUCCCUCGUCUCCCGCACCUGGGCAAUACCCUCUCCCACAGCAAGAAAAUUGACGAUGAAGUCGUCCGCCGGAUUUCGAAGGCCAGUCAAGACUUCGGCCAUCUCCAAAGCAUAGUUUGGAAUCGCGACGGUCAUCAGCUCAGCAUGAAACUGAAGAUGUACAAAGCAGUCAUCCUCCCGACGCUGCAGUAUGGAGCAGAGACUUGGAUGGUGUACACAAAGCAGGCACGCACACUGAACCAAUUCCACCUCAGUUGCGUUCGUCGCAUCCUGAGGCUGAGCUGGCAGCAUCGAAUCCCCGAUACUGAUUUACAGGAACGGACGGGAACCCUCAGUAUCUACACCAUGAUCAGACUAAUGCAGCUGCAUUGGAGCGGUCACCUGGUGCGCAUGGACGACGAGUGACUACCCUGCCGACUCUUCUACCUAGACGUCGCCACGAGUUUUCGCCGCCAAGGAGGCCAAAUUCUUCGAUACCAGGAGCCUGAAAUCCUCCCUGAUGCGUCUGCAAAUCAAUCCGGCCAACUGGGAAGACCUCGCCCACUACCGAUCGACCUGGAAGAGGAAAGUGAAGACAGACGCUGCGAUCUACGAAGCCAACCGCAUCGUUGUCGCCAAAGCGAAACGCGAAACACGCAAAUCACAGCUGCGUGCACUCCGCAACGAAGACCCACAACCGCUUUCAACUUGUCCUCGGUGUCAACGGACAUUCCGGGCACUAACUGGACAUGUUGUACACGUUUGGAUCAACUGCCCCUCUCCGAUCGCACCAACCGUCGUCUCUCCGCCCGCCUCUUCCUCCUCCUCUCCGCCGCCAACUAACUCUGACUGCUCUUCCGAACCACCAUUUCCAUCCUCCUCCUCCUCCUCCUCCUCCUCCUCUAGUGUCAUAACUUCUGCAAAAGCUUAA